Molecule: messenger RNA, 9612 nt
Organism: Symbiodinium natans
Lineage: Eukaryota; Dinophyceae; Suessiales; Symbiodiniaceae
Source: the annotation of a GenBank genome assembly
AUGCCGAAGAAUGCCGACGACCUCUACAAGGAGAAGUGCGUGAGCCCAAAGCCAGAGGACUCUGCCAACUACACAGUUGUGGAGAGCCAGCUGGCGAUCUCCAAAUUCCAGGUCACUGCCAAGUGCGCGAACAACUUUGUGGGCACGCCCUCGGCCACCGUCUGCGCCGAAGACGGCGCCGCGUACCAGCUCUCUGGAUGCCGCCCAGCCGCCUGCGUGGAACCUGAAAGCGACGGCUACGCCGUCGACGUCAAGAGCCUGGAGAUGCGCUCUUUCGAUGCCACGGCCAGCUGUGCCCAGGGCUACGCUGGCGAGGCCAAGGUGACGAUCUGCAAGAAGGAUGGGCAGAUCUUUACCUUGGAGGGAUGCGAGCGCACCACCACCACAACCACAACGACCACAACAACCAGCACUAUCACAACCACAACUACGAUCACCAUCACGUCCACGACGACAGUGACGACCACAACUACUUCAACGACGACAACCACUACGACGACGACCACGACCACCAGUACCACAACAACCACCAGCACCACAACCCUCACGACCACAACAACCACCACCAUCACCACCACGAGUACCAUAACUACUACCACAACUGUAACAUCCACAACCACUAGCACCACAACAACAACCAGCACCACCACUACCACUUCCACUCUCACGAGCACGACAACGGAGACAACCACCACCACUCAAACAGUCACCUCGACAACGACGACUACAAGUACCACUACCACCACCGUGACCACGACAACUGUAACGACAACCUCUACAAGCACCACGACCUCAACCACCACGAGUACGACCACGAGCACAACCACUACUGUGACAUCAACGACCACGAGCACAACCACGACAACAAUUACCAGCACAUCGACGAGCACCACAACAACGACGUCCACCAGCACAACAACAAUUACGACAACUAGCACCAUCACGACUACCACCACCACCAGCACUACCACAACAACAACAUCCACAAGCACGACCACGCUGACGAGCACGACCACCACAACCACUACCACUACUACCACGACCACAACCACUGUCACAACGACAUCAACUACCACGAUCACCAGUACCACCACCACAACCACCAGCACAACCACCAUCACCACUACAACUAUCACAACCACUUCCACCACCACUACCACUAGCACAACAACGAGCACCGUCACGACGACGACAACGACUACCACCACCACGUCAACUACAACCACAACCACGAGUACAAGUACAACAACGACAACGAGCACAACAACCAUAACCACGACCACGACGACAACGUCCACUACAACAACUACGACUACGACAAGCACCAGCACGACCACUACAACGACGACGACUACAAGCACUACCACGUCCACAUCCACCAGUACUACAACCACAACCAGCACAACAACCACUACAAUUACAAGUACCACGACGUCAACCAGCACAAGUACAACGACUACGACGUCGACCAGUACUUCUACAACCACGACAACUACCACGUCUACAACGACAACCACCACCACAACCACCACAACAUCGACUCUCACGUCAACCACUACGAUCACGACCACUUCCACGACAACCACCACGACAACCUCCACCACAACCAGCACCACCACGACCACCACAACCUCUACAAGUACUAGCACAACGACCACCACAUCCACAACGACAUCCACAACCACGACGACAUCCACCACAACCAGCACAACAACCACGACCACGACCUCGACCGUCACGACCACGACCUCGACGAGCACCACAACGAGCACAAAAACCACGACCUCGACGACGUCCACCAGCACCACCACCACUACCAGUACCUCCACAACCACCACCACAGUCACGUCGGCUGACUGCCUUCCACCCUCAGACGUGCAAGGCUACGACCUGAAGGUGAAGUCGAUACACAUUGACGACUUCGAUGUGGAGGCCCAGUGCUGGGAGGGAUACCUUGGCAAGGCGGUGGUGGCGCCCUGCGAGCAGCCUGGAGAGAGCUACAAGCUGAAAGGCUGCAAGUGGAGUCGAAAGUGCCAGGCGCCUGCCGAGUCAAGGGGGUACGCCAUCGAUGAGCGCUCCCUCGACGUGGACUCCUUCGACGUGAGAGCCGAGUGUGCCCUGGAUCCGAGCAUGACGGCGACGGUGACCAAGUGCAACGAAACCUUCGCGAAGUACCAGCUCAGCGGGUGCCGCACGAACGCCGUCUGCACCGCCCCGGAGAACACUGAUGGGUACGUGGUGGAGGAGAAAGAGCUGAUCCGCCGUGAGUUUGACGUGGCCGUGUCCUGCGCGUUGGGGUUUGCAGGCAACGCCUCGGCAACCCGUUGCAAGCAUCACCUCACGCCCUACGUGCUCGCGGGCUGCAGUCCGGUGUGCCUGGCGCCCAAGGGGGCAGACGGCUACACCAUCACAGAGAACAGCCUCAUCGUGGACUCCUUCGAUGUGAAAGUGGAGUGUGCUGAAGGCUUCAAGGGCACCGCAAAGGCCGCCAAGUGCUCGGCCAGCGGCGAGGCUUACACCCUCAGCGGCUGCUCCUUCGCUGGCGCCUGUACAGCCCCUGAGAGCACGGAGGGCUACUUGGUCACGGAAGUGGACUUGCGCAAGGGGGUCCUGGAUGUGUCGGCCGAGUGCGCCCCCAACUACGUCGGCAAUGCGGCGGUGACGCCGUGCUCCUCGAAUUUGGAGCCCUACGCGCUGAGUGGUUGCUCCCCCGAGAGGAAGUGCCACGCGCCUGCUUCUUCGGAGGGCUACGAUGUGGCGGAGAAAUCUGCAGCCAUGGAUGCCUUCGACGUGACGGCGUCGUGCAAGAGCACGCACGUUGGGACCGCCCAAGUGACGGCCUGCACGAGGCCUCUCACGCCCUACACCCUGUCCGGCUGCGAGGAGAAGAUCAUGUGUGUGAGCCCAUCCAAGACUGAGGGUUACAAAGUUACCGAGAGCUCCACGCUUCAGCAGACCUUCGACGUGAAAGUGGAGUGCGACAUCGGCUACGAGGGCACCGCCACCGUGACACCCUGCUCAGAGACGGGGAAGGUCUACACACUCAGCGGCUGCAGCUACAGCACCGAGGUGUGCACCGCCCCAGACUCCACGGAGGGCUAUUUGGUCACCGAGACGAACCUGCGCCAGAGCGUCUUUGCCGUGCAGGCUGCCUGUGCCGCCGGCUACACAGGAACUGCUGCUGUUUCGAAGUGCGCGGCUGACCUGGAGCCUUACACACUUAGUGGCUGCGAAAGCAUCGCCGAGCAGGAGGUUCUGGAGGAUGGCUUGGAGUGCGUGUACUUCUAUGACCAGUCACAGUGUCACAUUCCGGACUUGGGCACGCUGAAGCCGGCCAAUCGUGUGGUGGUGCCGGAGAUCUUCAUGGAGCAUGGCAAGUUCCCGGAAGUUCGCCAAGGAGACAGCUUUUGCAUCAGGUGCACCGGUCACUUGGUCACCAAGAAGGAGGGCAACUACAAGUUCUUUCUGAGCUCGGACGAUGGCUCCCUCUUAUUCCUGAACGGGGAGAAGGUCGUGGACAACAACGGCUGCCACGGAGAAACGGAGAGGGGCAGCAGCGACAAGUUCCUGAAGAAGGGAACGCACAAGUUGACCGUGGACAUGUGCGAGAUGGGCGGUGGCGAGAUCCUGAAGAUGCGCUACAAAGGCCCCGACACCGGCAACUCGAAGAUCACCGUGCCGUCGACAGCUCUCAAGUACGGCAAGGUGGCUGGCUUGAAAGACGGCCUGAAGUGCAGCUACUUUUACGACAAGAGCGACUGCAAUGUCCCGAAUCUGGCCGCCAUGACGCCGGCCCACGAGGUGAUUGUACCGAACAUCUUCAUGGAGAACCGAAAGUUCCCGGAAGUGCGCCAGGGCGAUCGCUUCUGCAUCAGGUGCACCGGCCAGCUGGUUACCGAGAAAGAGGGCAAUUACAAGUUCUUCCUGUCCUCCGACGAUGGCUCCCUCAUGUACUUGAACGGGGAGAAGGUGGUGGACAACAACGGCUGCCACGGAGAGACGGAGAGGGGCAGCAGUGAGAAGUUCCUAAAGCCAGGUCGACAUGAUUUGGCCGUGGACAUGUGCGAGAUGGGUGGCGGCGAGGUCCUGAAGAUGCGCUGGAAAGGCCCGGACAGCGGAAACUCCAAGGUCACCAUCCCUGAGUCGGCUCUCAAGUUCAAGGAGGAAAUCAGCGAGGAAGAGGCUGGCCUCGAGGACGGCUUGGCGUGCGACUACUUCUACGACAAGUCUCAGUGCCAGGUCCCAGACCUCGGCGCACUGACCCCGGCCCACCGCGUGAUCGUGCCGGAGAUCUACAUGACGAAUGGCAAGUUCCCGGACGUACGUCAAGGCGACCGUUUCUGCACGAGGUGCACGGGCCGGCUGGUCACCAAGAAAGAGGGCAACUACAAGUUCUUCCUGGCCUCCGACGAUGGCUCCCUGAUGUAUGUGAAUGGGGAGAAGGUCGUGGACAACAACGGCUGCCACGGAGAGACGGAGAGAGGGGGUGAUCAGAAGUUCCUGAAGAAAGGCGUCCACGACCUGGUGGUGGACAUGUGCGAGAUGGGCGGCGGCGAGGUCUUCAAGAUGCGCUGGCAAGGGCCGGACAGCGGGAACUCCAAGGUCAAGAUCCCGGCAAAGGCCCUCAAGCACCCCAAGGUGGAGCUGGAGGACGGCUUGGAGUGCGACUACUUCUACGACAAGUCCGAGUGCAACAUCCCGGACCUUGGCACACUGACCGCAGCCCAUCGUGUGACCGUGCCGGAGAUCUACAUGGCCCCGGGAUUGCCAAACUGGGUUCUGCUGUAUACGAACGGCAAGUUCCCGGACGUACGUCAGGGCGAUCGGUUCUGCACCAGGUGCACGGGCCGGCUGGUCACCAAGAAAGAGGGCAACUACAAGUUCUUCCUGGCCUCCGACGAUGGCUCCCUCAUGUACUUGAAUGGGGAGAAGGUCGUCGACAACAACGGCUGCCACGGAGAGACGGAGAAGGGCAGCAGCCAGAAGAUGCUCAAGCCGGGUGCCCACGAGCUGGUGGUGGACAUGUGCGAGAUGGGCGGCGGCGAGGUCUUCAAGAUGCGCUGGCAAGGGCCGGACAGCGGGAACUCCAAGGUCAAGAUCCCCGCAGCCGCCCUCAAGCACGAGAAGGCAAAGAUCCCAGAGGUCGCGCUGGAGGACGGGUUGGAGUGCGACUACUUCUACGACAAGUCCCAGUGCCAUGUCCCAGACCUUGGCGCCCUGACUCCGGCCCACCGCGUCAUCGUGCCGGAGAUCUACAUGACGAACGGCAAGUUCCCGGACGUACGUCAGGGCGAUCGGUUCUGCACCAGGUGCACGGGCCGGCUGGUCACCAAGAAAGAGGGCAACUACAAGUUCUUCCUGGCCUCCGACGAUGGCUCCCUCAUGUACUUGAAUGGGGAGAAGGUCGUCGACAACAACGGCUGCCACGGAGAGACGGAGAAGGGCAGCAGCCAGAAGAUGCUCAAGCCGGGUGCCCACGAGCUGGUGGUGGACAUGUGCGAGAUGGGCGGCGGCGAGGUCUUCAAGAUGCGCUGGCAAGGGCCGGACAGCGGGAACUCCAAGGUCAAGAUCCCCGCAGCCGCCCUCAAGCACGAGAUGGCUAAGGCGGCUAAGGCAGGGGCUAGCUUGAAAGACGGCCUCACGUGCAGCUACUUCUAUGACAAGAGCGAUUGCAACGUCCCGAACCUGGCUGCCAUGAAGACGCCCGCCCACCACGUGAUUGUGCCGAAGAUCUUCAUGGACCCCGAUGAGCACGGGAAGUUCCCUGAGAUACGCCAAGGCAAUAAUUUCUGCAUCAGGUGCACUGGCAAGCUUGUCACCAAGAAGGAGGGCAACUACAAGUUCUUCCUGAGUUCGGACGACGGCUCCCUGAUGUAUGUGAAUGGGGAGAAGGUGGUGGACAACAACGGCUGCCACGGAGAGACGGAGAAGGGCAGCAGCCAGAAGAUGCUUAAGCCAGGUGCCCACGAGCUGGCCGUGGACAUGUGCGAGAUGGGCGGCGGCGAGGUCCUGAAGAUGCGCUGGCAGGGUCCGGACAGCGGCAACUCCAAGGUCACCAUCCCCGAGUCGGCUCUCAAGCACGGGGGCGAAGAAGAGGAAGAAGAGGAGGAGGACGAGGAGGGUCUGGAGGAAGGCUUGCAGUGCGUCUACUUCUACAACCAGGGCCUGUGCCAAGUCCCAGAUCUCACAAAACUGACGCCGGCCAACCGAAUCGUCGUGCCGGAGAUCUUCAUGGAGCACGGGAAGUUCCCCGACGUGCAGAACACCGAGAAGUUCUGCAUCAGGUGCACUGGGCAUCUCGUCACCAGGAAGGAGGGCAACUACAAGUUCUACCUCAGCUCGGACGAUGGCUCCCUCAUGUACUUGAACGACGAGAAGGUGGUGGACAACAACGGCUGCCACGGAGAGACUGAGAAGAGCAGCCACCAGAAGUUCCUGAAGAAGGGCAAGCACAAGCUGGCUGUAAACUUUUGCGAGAUGGGCGGCGGGGAGAUCCUGAAGAUGCGCUAUGAAGGCCCCGACACCGGGAACUCAAAGAUCACGGUGCCCAAGUCUGCCCUCAGAUACGAGAAGGAGCAGGUGGAGCUGGAGGACGGGCUGGAGUGCGACUACUUCUACGACAAGUCUGAGUGCCAGGUCCCAGACCUUGGCGCUCUGAGGCUUGGCGAGAAAGCCUACAGAGGCAAGCACGCUGCCCUGCUCUCACACCCCUCGCGCUGUUGCCCUCAGACGAACGGCAAGUUCCCGGACGUACGUCAGGGCGACCGUUUCUGCACGAGGUGCACGGGCCGGCUGGUCACCAAGAAAGAGGGCAACUACAAGUUCUUCCUGGCCUCCGACGAUGGCUCCCUGAUGUAUGUGAACGGGGAGAAGGUCGUGGACAACAACGGCUGCCACGGAGAGACGGAGAGGGGCGGCAGCCAGAAGAUGCUUAAGCCGGGUGCCCACGAGCUGGUGGUGGACAUGUGCGAGAUGGGCGGCGGCGAGGUCUUCAAGAUGCGCUGGCAGGGGCCGGACAGCGGGAACUCCAAAGUCAAGAUCCCCGCAGCCGCCCUCAAGCACGAGAAAGCUAAGGCGAACCUGAAGGACGGCCUCACGUGCAGCUACUUCUAUGACCAGAGCAAUUGCAAUGUCCCGAACCUGGCUGCAAUGACGCCCGCCCACCACGUGAUUGUGCCGAAGAUCUUCAUGGAGAACGGGAAGUUCCCCGAGAUACGCCAAGGCAAUAAUUUCUGCAUCAGGUGCACUGGCCAGCUUGUUACCAAGAAGGAGGGCAACUACAAGUUCUUCCUGAGCUCGGACGACGGCUCCCUGAUGUACGUGAAUGGUCAGAAGGUCGUGGACAACAACGGCUGCCACGGAGAGACGGAGAAGGGCAGCAGCCAGACGUUCCUGAAAGCCGGUGCCCACGAGCUGGCCGUGGACAUGUGCGAGAUGGGCGGCGGCGAGGUCUUGAAGAUGCGCUGGCAGGGGCCGGACAGCGGGAACUCCAAGGUCACCAUCCCCGAGUCGGCUCUCAAGCACGGGGGCGCACCUUGGCCAGAAGAGGAGGCGGAGGAGGAAGAGGUCCGCACCCUCUUUUUGUUGCGGAGUGGGGGAGUCGGUGUCUUGUCAGCUGAGGUAGGCGGUACGGCGGUCGAAGUGUUCGAGUGGCCAGUUAGGAAAUGGUUGGAAGCUGCGGCAAGCAAGGUUGAUCUGGAAGACGGGUUGGAGUGCGACUACUUCUACGACAAGUCCGAGUGCCAUGUCCCAGACCUUGGCGCUCUGACUCCGGCCCAUCGAGUGAUCGUGCCGGAGAUCUACAUGACGAACGGCAAGUUCCCGGACGUACGUCAGGGCGACCGUUUCUGCACGAGGUGCACUGGCCGGCUGGUCACCAAGAAAGAGGGCAACUACAAGUUCUUCCUGGCCUCCGACGAUGGCUCCCUCAUGUAUGUGAAUGGGGAGAAGGUCGUGGACAACAACGGCUGCCACGGAGAGACGGAGAGGGGCGGCAGUCAGAAGUUCCUGAAGAAAGGUGCCCACGAGCUGGUGGUGGACAUGUGCGAGAUGGGCGGCGGCGAGGUCUUCAAGAUGCGCUGGCAAGGGCCGGACAGCGGGAACUCCAAGGUCAAGAUCCCCGCAGCCUCCCUCAAGCACGAGAAAGCUAAGAUGCCGCUGGUGGACGGCUUGGAGUGCGACUACUUCUACGACAAGUCCGAGUGCCAUGUCCCAGACCUUGGCGCUCUGACCCCAGCCCACCGCGUGAUCGUGCCGGAGAUCUACAUGACGAACGGCAAGUUCCCGGACGUACGUCAAAGCGACCGGUUCUGCACGAGGUGCACGGGCCGGCUGGUCACCAAGAAAGAGGGCAACUACAAGUUCUUCCUGGCCUCCGACGAUGGCUCCCUCAUGUAUGUGAACGGGGAGAAGGUCGUGGACAACAACGGCUGCCACGGAGAGACGGAGAGGGGCGGCAGCCAGAAGAUGCUCAAGCCGGGUGCUCACGAGCUGGUGGUGGACAUGUGCGAGAUGGGCGGCGGCGAGGUCUUCAAGAUGCGCUGGCAAGGGCCGGACAGCGGGAACUCCAAGGUCAAGAUCCCCGCAGCCGCCCUCAAGCACGAGAAGGUGCCCCUCGCGGAUGGCUUGGAGUGCGACUACUUCUAUGACAAGUCCCAGUGCCAGGUCCCAGACCUUGGCGCUCUGACUCCGGCCCACCGUGUGAUCGUGCCGGAGAUCUACAUGACGAACGGCAAGUUCCCGGACGUACGUCAAAGCGACCGGUUCUGCACGAGGUGCACUGGCCGGCUGGUCACCAAGAAAGAGGGCAACUACAAGUUCUUCCUGGCCUCCGACGAUGGCUCCCUCAUGUAUGUGAACGGGGAGAAGGUCGUGGACAACAACGGCUGCCACGGAGAGACGGAGAGGGGCGGCAGCCAGAAGUUCCUGAAGCCGGGUGCCCACGAGCUGGUGGUGGACAUGUGCGAGAUGGGCGGCGGCGAGGUCUUCAAGAUGCGCUGGCAAGGGCCGGACAGCGGGAACUCCAAGGUCAAGAUCCCCGCAGCCGCCCUCAAGCACGACCAGGCGGCGCUCAAGCCCCCGCUGGUCCUCAGCCACAAAGCCACCUUUGAGUGUGGGAAGUGCCAGCUCCAGAGCGAGGGAUCCAGCGCUGCCUUGCCCACAAAAGGGCCGUUCACCUUCUUUGCCGAGGUCAAUCCGAGAAGCCAAGCUGGGAAACACCCUGGUAUUCUUGGCUGGGGAUCCUCUGGCGACAACUACGUGGCUCUGCGAAUGUUCCCGGGCCACAACAAUGGCGGCCUGCACCUAUACUGGAAAGCCAAUGGCGCCUUCAAAGAAGUGGCCGUUGAGUCGGCGGGUUUGCUGAAUGACGGUUGGAAAACUAUUGCGGCGACCUGGGACAAGAGCACCAUCAAGCUCUACGCCAAUGGAAAGCUCUUGAAAUCUAGUGGCUUCAGUGGCGCCAUCAAUGCCGCAGAUAAAAACGGCUUCUGCGCUUGUGUGGGUGAGCCUGGCCGUACCCAUGAGGCGUUCGUGGGUCAAAUGCGGAAUGUGCAGAUUAUGAACAAAGCUCUCAGCGAGUCAGAAGUGAAGAAGCUUCCAUUAGGCCGAUGA